Messenger RNA from Opisthocomus hoazin, 1362 nucleotides. Lineage: Eukaryota; Metazoa; Chordata; Aves; Opisthocomiformes; Opisthocomidae. The record is from RefSeq and is a predicted model, not a curated record.
AUGUUAACGCUGGACCUGAUUUAUGCGGAUCGCAAAGGUUCUGUAAUAGCUGCUAGCCGAGCUGAUAAAGCAGAUGAUGAGGAUGAUGAAGAUCUAACGGUGAAUAAAACAUGGGUCCUUGCACCGAAGAUUCAUGGUGGGGAUGUGACUCACAUACUGGACUCCUUGCUUCAAGGGUAUGACAACAAGCUGCGGCCGGACAUUGGAGUGAGAACUACGGUAAUUGAAACAGAUGUCUAUGUUAACAGCAUUGGCCCAGUUGACCCAAUCAAUAUGGAAUACACCAUAGAUAUAAUUUUUGCCCAGACAUGGUAUGACAGCCGUCUAAAAUUUAACAGCUCCAUGAAAGUGCUGAUGCUUAACAGCAACAUGGUCGGGAAAAUCUGGAUUCCAGACACUUUCUUCCGGAACUCAAGGAAGUCUGAUGCGCACUGGAUUACAACUCCCAACCGUUUGCUUCGAAUCUGGAGUGAUGGAAGAGUACUAUACACUCUAAGGCUGACAAUUAAUGCUGAAUGCUACCUUCAGCUUCAUAACUUCCCGAUGGAUGAACACUCCUGUCCACUGGAGUUCUCAAGCUAUGGAUAUCCCAGAAAUGAAAUUGAAUACAAGUGGAAGAAAACCUCUGUCGAAGUGGCGGAUCCAAAAUACUGGAGACUGUAUCAGUUUGCGUUUGUAGGGCUGCGAAACACAACUGAGAUUUCUCAUACUUUGUCUGGUGAUUAUAUUAUUAUGACCAUCUUCUUUGAUCUCAGCAGACGUAUGGGAUAUUUUACUAUCCAGACAUACAUUCCUUGUAUACUCACAGUUGUUCUUUCAUGGGUGUCAUUUUGGAUCAAUAAGGACGCAGUUCCUGCAAGGACUUCUCUGGGCAUUACAACGGUGCUGACCAUGACAACGUUGAGUACAAUCGCUAGGAAGUCGCUCCCAAAGGUCUCCUACGUGACAGCAAUGGACCUUUUUGUGUCGGUUUGCUUCAUUUUUGUGUUUGCUGCCUUGAUGGAAUAUGGCACCUUGCAUUACUUUACCAGCAACAGAAAAGGGGACAAAGGAAAAGAAAAGAAGGCAAAAUCUAAGCCAUCGAAACCACCUGCAAUUGCUGUUCGACCUGGAUCAACACUAAUUCCAAUUAAUAACAUUAAUCAUGUCCCUGAACGUGAUGAUGAUUAUGGAUACGAGUGCCUAGAAGGGAAGGACUGUGCUAGCUUCUUCUGUUGUUUUGAAGACUGCCGCACAGGAUCUUGGAGAGAAGGAAGGAUACACAUCCGUAUUGCAAAAAUUGACUCCUAUUCGCGAAUCUUCUUCCCAACUGCCUUUGCGUUGUUCAAUCUUGUUUACUGGAUUGGCUAUCUUUAUCUAUAA